Molecule: messenger RNA, 1214 nt
Organism: Coregonus sp. 'balchen'
Lineage: Eukaryota; Metazoa; Chordata; Actinopteri; Salmoniformes; Salmonidae
Source: the annotation of a GenBank genome assembly
AUGCUGUGGAGUGUGGUGAUCUGGCAGAGAGGCCUGCUGAGGAAAGGUUACAGUAUCUGUCACGGCACGGCGGGCAACGCCUACUCCUUCCUCAGCCUCUACCAGGUCACCCAGGAGAAGAAGUACCUCUACCGCGCAUGCAAGGUAGCGCAACGAGUGUGUUUGUGUGUGUGUGUGUGGUGCGACUGUGUGUGUAGAAUUGCAUCUCUUCCUUUGUGCCACUACCCCUCUUCAAUAUAUGCAUAAGUCUCCUUUUCCUUGCUAUUGUCAUGGAAACAAAUGUGUGUGUGUGUGUGAGUGUGUGUGUGUGUGUGUGUGUGUGUGUGUGUGUGUGUGUGUGUGUGAGAGAGAGAUGCAGGGUUCUGGAGCUCCUAGUUGCUGCAGCAGUAGUGUCCUCCUUCAGAUCGAUUCAUCUGUGUGAAUAAUGGGGGAAGGAAGGACACACCCACACAUACGCUACAGUACACCAGUACACUACACUACACUACACUACACUACACUACACUACACUACACUACACUACACUACACUACACUACACUACAGUGCACUACACUACACUACACUACACUACACUACACUACAGUGCACUACACUACACUACACUACACUACACUACACUACACUACAUUACACUACACUACACUACACUACACUACAUUGCACUACACUACACUACACUACAUUACACUACACUACACUACACUACACUACACUACACUACACUACACUACAUUGCACUACACUACACUACACUACACUACACUACACUACACUACAGUGCACUACACUACACUACACUACAUUACACUACACUACACUACACUACACUACACUACACUACACUACACUACACUACACUACAGUGCACUACACUACACUACACUACACUACACUACACUACAUUACACUACACUACAGUGCACUACACUACACUACACUACACUACACUACACUACAGUGCACUACACUACACUACAUUACACUACACUACACUACACUACACUACACUACACUACAGUGCACUACACUACACUGCACUACACUACACUACACUACACUACAGUACAGUACAGUACACCCUAUGUGUUCUGGGCCUCAUAUCUCCAGUGCUCUGUGUUUAACCCUGUGUGGGCUGAGGGGUGUCUGGACUACGGAACCCACGGCUGCAGAAUUCCGGACAGACCGUACUCUCUGUUUGAAGGUAAAACUUAA